UGCAGAAGAAAGUGCAAAUAAUGAAUGCUCUGCUUCUCCCUCCACCGUCCGCCACCACCGCUCGCUUCCUCCACGGCCUCAAUUUCUCUCGACCAUCACUCUCCACCUCCUCUUAUAAGCACUCUCCUCUCCGUUCAUCCGUCACCUCACUCUCCUUAUCGGAAGACGAUGUAGUUACAGAAGAGGACGGCGUUUCACCCUACUCCCACCGCCGGUACGACUUCACCCCUUUGCUCCAAUUCCUCUCGAAUUAUAGCUCCGAUGAUAACGAUUCAGCAUACUCGGACCCAACCGACUCACAACUCGCCGAGUCAUAUCGAUUAGUCCCAGCUUCACUAUGGCAUUACCUUCUCAAAUCCCUAGCAUCUUCUCCUUCUUUAUCAACCUCGAUUUCAACAACCUACGCGCUCGUUGAUUGGCUCCACAAGCACAAUCUCUGCUUCUCGUAUGAAUUACUGUACUCGAUCUUAAUCCACUCGCUCGGACACUCCGAGAUGUUAUACGAAGCUUUUUUGCUCUCACAGAAACAAACCCUAACUCCAUUAACUUACAACGUUCUCAUAGGUGCUUGCGCGCGAAACGAUGACUUGGAGAAAGCCGUUAUCCUGAUGAACAAAAUGCGCGGGGAGGGUUACCAGUCGGAUUUUGUGAACUACAGUUUAAUCAUUCAAUCACUGGUUCGUAACAACCAAAUCGACUCGAAUUUAUUGGAGAAGUUAUACGAAGAAAUGAUAUCAGAUGCAAUCGAGCUAGAUGUGCAGUUAUUGAAUGACAUAGUUUUAGGAUUCACGAAGUCAGGCGACGUUGACAGAGCUAUGCAGUUUCUAGGUAUGAUUCAAGGGUAUGGACUGACUCCCAAAACCUCCACCGUGGUUUCCAUUAUCUCAGAGCUGGGCAGUUUGGGGAGAGCUGAAGAGGCCGAAGCUGUUUUUGAAGAGAUCAAAGAAGGCGGAUUGAGACCUAGAACCAGAGCUUACAAUGCUGUGCUAAAAGCAUAUGUGAAAAACGGUGAUCUGAGGGAUGCAGAGUGGAUAGUGAAUGAAAUGGAGAAAAAUGGUGUUUCUCCAGAUGAACAUACGUACAGCCUUUUGAUUGAUGCUUAUGGAAACGCAGGCAGGUGGGAGAGUGCAAGAAUCGUGUUGAAAGAGAUGGAAGCAAACAACGUAAAGCCAAAUUCAUAUGUUUUCAGUAGAAUUAUAGUGAGUUAUCGUGACAGAGGUGAGUGGCAAAGAUUGUUUCAAGUUCUAAAGGAGAUGCAGAAGUGUGGUGUGAAACCAGAUAGACAAUUCUACAAUGUUAUGAUUGAUACAUUUGGUAAGUACAAUUGUCUUGAUCAUGCAUUGGGUAUAUUGGAAAGAAUGAGAAAUGAAGUGAUUGAGCCUGAUAAUGUUACCUGGAACACACUUAUUGAUUGUCAUUGUAAAUCUGGAGACCAUAAUAAAGCAGAGGAACUGUUUGAUGAAAUGCAGCAAAGAGGGUGUUUGCCUUGUAUUGCAACAUAUAACAUCAUGAUCAACUCAUUUGGUGAACAGGAAAGGUGGGAGGGAGUACGUAGCUUGUUGAGAAAGAUGAAAACUCAAAACUUGCAGCCUAAUGUCAUAACUUAUACUACACUAGUUGACAUAUAUGGACAAUCCGGAAGGUUCAUGGAUGCCACUGAAUGCUUGGAGGAUAUGAAAGCUUCUGGCUUGAAGCCAACUUCAACAAUUUAUAACGCCUUGAUUAAUGCAUAUGCUCAAAGGGGUUUAUCUGAUGAUGCACUGAAUGCAUUUAGGAUGAUGAGAAGCGAUGGUUUAAAGCCUAGUAAUUUAGCUCUUAAUGCAUUAAUAAAUGCGUUUUGUGAAGAUAGAAGAGAUGUUGAAGCCUUUGCAAUUUUGAGAUCAAUGAAGGAAAAUGACUUGAAGCCGGAUGUGGUGACAUAUACUACUCUUAUGAAAGCUUUAAUUCGCGUGGAGAAAUUUGAUGAGGUCCCUGGAGUUUAUGAAGAAAUGAUAAUGUCUGGAUGCACUCCUGACCGGAAAGCUAGGGCUAAGUUACGGUCUGCAUUGAAGUAUAUGAGACAACGAUUGAAAUCACAAACCCUUUAGCCAGGGGUCACCACUUUGUGGGUCCUACUUUCUGUCUCAACAAAUGAGCAUACAGAUAAAAAGCUUGUUACGUUUGUAGCAUACUUGCACAUAACUUGAUAUUGUAACAUCAACAUGCAACAAAACAACCAUUUUUUGAUACACAUAUUUGAAG
Messenger RNA from Lactuca virosa, 2241 nucleotides. The record is from the annotation of a GenBank genome assembly. NCBI's taxonomy places the organism in Eukaryota, Viridiplantae, Streptophyta, Magnoliopsida, Asterales, Asteraceae.